Molecule: messenger RNA, 1171 nt
Organism: Anopheles maculipalpis
Lineage: Eukaryota; Metazoa; Arthropoda; Insecta; Diptera; Culicidae
Gene: Hand
Product: heart- and neural crest derivatives-expressed protein 1
Exons: 5
Coding region: 33-1169 (378 amino acids)
Biological process (GO): developmental process; regulation of transcription by RNA polymerase II
Molecular function (GO): DNA-binding transcription factor activity, RNA polymerase II-specific; protein dimerization activity; RNA polymerase II transcription regulatory region sequence-specific DNA binding
Source: RefSeq, a predicted model, not a curated record
ACCUCAGAAGGAAAAGUAAACAGUCAAUCUAAAUGUAUAACAAAAUGUCCAGCUACGAAACUGCAUCUUCGGAUGGUGAUCUUUGCCACCGCGUUUGCGAUCCAGAUCCGUACUAUGAGUCAAAUGGGAGCUACUACGCACAACUAUAUCCGGCAGAUUCCCAAAAUUCCGGAACACAGGUGACCAGCGGAGGUGGCGGUGGAGGUGGUGGAGGUGGAGUGAUCAUCAUGGACGAGGAGGGCUAUUGGGGAUCACCGUGCAGUUCAAGCGAAUCGCACCCAGACAUGAUCAGGGACCGGUACUCACCCCCGGCGGCCGUGGUCAGUGCCAGCGGGAAUGCCUCAGUCGUGGUAAGCGCUAUUCGCAACAUCUCAUCCCAACAGCAACCGCCCGAUCAAUCGUCCUUGUCAACAUCGUCGCUGUCAUCAGCUUCCUCCACAACGUCCUCCAUGUCGGCGUCUUCGUCACCGUACAGUGGUGCUGGCCAUCCUCUACCUCUCGGAGGCUACUCUCAACAGCACCAACAUCAUCAUCAUCACCAUCAGCAACAAAUACCGUCGUCCAUUUACUGUUCCUCGCUUGUUUAUGAAAAGAGCAACACCGCAGGAAUCUACGUCCCGGAUGAGGGAUAUUUUGGAGGAACCGGAACGUCAGUUGACCCCGUUUCUGGCACCACAGGGCCCGAACACCAGCCACAACACAUGCACAUGGCACCGUCCUCUUCCGGUGUGAUUCCUGGCAAUGGUGUGCCGAUAGUGCGGGUGGUUAAGCGACGCAACACGGCCAACAAGAAGGAGCGUCGUAGGACACAAAGCAUCAAUUCGGCCUAUACCUCACUAAGGGAUCGUAUUCCAAAUGUUCCUAACGAUACCAAACUGUCCAAGAUCAAAACACUACGACUGGCAAUUUCCUACAUCGCACAUCUGUUGGCGGUCGUGAACGGAAACCAGGACCCAUCGUGUGAUUUCCGCGCGGAACUGGUGCCCUCGUCUCGCAAGAUAAAUGCCGAACGGCGUGCCCAAAAGACGCUAAUGCAAAACUUUGCCGCCAAUGGAACACCGAAUGCGACCAGUGCAAGUCCACCCGUGACGGAAGGACGCAAAAUCAAAGGACGUACCGGGUGGCCACAGCACGUUUGGGCACUGGAAACGAAGACCACUAUCAAAUAAGU